UUUUGGAGGGAAAUGUGUAAACAGUUGACCUUGGCGUCAGUGUUAGAAAUUUAAAUUUUUCCAGACCGUUCCGGAUUGUAGACUUGAAGAGUUCGUAUGGUACACAUCAAGACUAAAAGACUUCCCUUGUCCUAAGAACUGUGUUUUAUCGGAAAUGGCGGCGCCGAUUUUACCUGCUGGAGCUGCACUCUUCAGUGAUGGUGGCUUUUGCGAAGAUUUGUUUCUGUGCAGAAGGUAUGUCAACGUGCCCAAAUAUUUCGAUCCCAAACUGCUGUUUUUCGGAUCAGGAAACGGACCUUUAAAACUGUGCCAACGAUUAAUGGACAAUGUGGUAAAUUCUCCGAAUCUUUUGACUGUAAGGCCUUCAAUCAGUUUGUUGAGCAUGAUUCCGUCGGUGGUAGACAGUCUGCCAUCAACCAUGAAGGGACUUCAGAUCGUUGCCUUUGGAAAGAAAUAUAAUUGGACACAAGAUGAACCUGAAGGGGUCUUCUUCGUUACGGAUUACGAAACUGUGCGAAUAGAUGGGCUAAAGAAGAAAAAAGACAUGGCUGUUGAAGAUUUCUUGGAGUGGCGAAACUUUCCCAGGGAGCGUUUGUACGGUGUGAUCUUUCAAGAAAUAGAACCGUUGUGGUUGAGUCGUGUACGCUCUGCUGAAAUAUUCAACUUUAAAAAGCGGUUAGCUGAUGUUUUGCAGGUGAAAUCAGAGAACGUAUUUUGGCUGCAAACACAACAAGAGGCUUUUGAUCUUCUGUCUAUCACAAUGACUAAAAUUUAUCGCUGGCGUGAGGACAAAGAAAGCGAGGAAAAUGAAAAAAUAGCACGUGGUGAAGUAAAGUUGACUCAAGAAGAAAAGCAGAAAGAACUUCUUGAACCCACAACAAUGCUUUAUGGUGAUAUUGCAGAGAAGAAUGGGAUUGUUCUAGCUGAAGGAGUUUGACCAUUUUGUUCAAGAAUAUGACCCCUGUUGAACUUGCAGUAGUCAUGAGUUAGUUCAACUAACUUUAAAGCUCAUUAUACAAAUAUUUUCAGUGAGUUAUAGCAAAAAUUAGGUAAAUACUUUUAAGUCCCCUUGAGUUAGAGGGGACUGUUUUAAAGUUUUGCUGAUCAAUUUUGAUAUAUUUUGUUUGAGAAUACAUUUCCUAUUUUUCAGAAUAUAUAGAUUAUUCUCUGAUUUUAAACAGAAGCAUAUAACAUAGACUUAAGUUGAUGUCUUCUGCUUUUAAGUCACUUUUCUAAAGUCUGCUCUGAGAUUGCAGACAAAAUAAGUGAACUUAUUUCAUAGAUACCAGUAUUUUACCAAAAUGUUUAGUACUUUACUAUUGUUAGUAUGCACAGAAUUAAGUAUGAUUAUUUAACAUGUUUGAGUUCCCAUGUGUUGAAUUGCAAAUGAAGAAGUUGAGUGAAUGCAUCAAUGACCAACGAGUUUAGUGGAAACAAACAAAAAUCUUUACAAGUAAAUAGUUCAGUAAACAGAUGCUGGGAUUAUAUUUUGAGCUAAGUAUCAUUACAUCUUCCCAAACCUGUGGAAGCACAUGUAGUUAUGGCCAGCUAUUUGGCCCAUCUGAGAGAGAAUUCUCAGAGGUUUUGAUACAAUGCAAACUUAAAAAAUUGACAUAGCCUAUUGCUAAUCUCUUUCCUACUCAAAGUGCAAAAGCUGUAACUUAACAUUUGAUUUGAAGGCAGUGUGUCUUACCAAUGUUACUGGCCUUUCAACCCCAAAAUCUCCAGGUUUAAUUUCUUGGCUGCACUUAAUAGCAAAUUAACUGUUCCUUUUCCUCCCCAUUGAGAUAUUUAACUAUCUUAUUUUGUCUAUUUAAGUACUUGUUUCAUCAAUUACUGUACAACCAUUGGCUCUGGAAAGCCCCACUGGGGCUGUAGUCAGUCAAGAUAUCUUUCCUUUACUGACUUAUUCAUUUUGAGUUUGCAGUUAAGGUUAUUAAGUAAGCUUGCAAUUUAGAAUUGCCAAAAGUUAUGCUGUCAUUUCAGGGAAUGUACAAUUUAUGUUACCAAUGUUGAAUAGACCAGGUUGUAAAAUUUUUAUUAUAAGACAAAUGCACAAGUUUGUUUGUGGCUUUUAUUUAGUUUUUCCUCAUACAAACAUGUUGACAUUCAUUAGCAUAGCUGCCGCUAUGUUAUUAGUAUACAGAGAAACUCCUUGGUGUGAGAUUUGAACUGAGAAAACUUAAAGAAUCUUUUUUAAAGAAUACCCUAAAAAAGAAAUGACACAAUCUUUGCAAAUUCACAUCUACUCCUGUUU
Pocillopora damicornis (cauliflower coral) is the source of this 2257-nucleotide messenger RNA. RefSeq lists its product as uncharacterized. Lineage: Eukaryota; Metazoa; Cnidaria; Anthozoa; Scleractinia; Pocilloporidae. The record is from RefSeq and is a predicted model, not a curated record.